CAUCCCCAAUGUGAUGCUUAAGGACAGCUUUGAACCCAUUCACCCUGACCCUCUGAGUUGCACGCUCAGGGAGCUCAGUGCACCAUGAAACAAAAACAAAAGGUGCCUUUUGCAAGAAACUGGAUGAAACAAGUAGUCUGCUUUUCUGGAGCUCACAGUCUGCCCUUCCUUUUUUUUUUUUUGAGACAGAGUUUCGCUCUGUCGCCCAGGCUGGAGUGCAGUGGUGCGAUCUCGGCUCACUGCAAGCUCAGCCUCCCGGGUUCACGCCAUUCUCCUGCCUCAGCCUCCUGAGUAGCUGGGACUACAGGCUCCCACCACCCUGCCUGGCUAAUUUUUUUUUGGUAUUUUUAGUAGAGACGGGGUUUCACCAUGUUAGCCAGGAUGAUCUCAAUCUCUUGAUCUCGUGAUCCACCUGCCUUGGCCUCCCAAAGUGCUGGGAUUAUAGGCAUGAGCCACCGCGCCCGGCUUGCCCUUCCUUUUAUUGCUGGGCAGGGGUGGCAUGAGGGGUGGUACAUUGGCAGAGCCCCCAUAUGCACGCCUACUACCCAGCCCUCACCUCUUGGCCCUCCCUGCUAGGAGACAUGCUGGCUGAUGCCAUCAACUGCUUGGGAUUCACUUGGGCAUCCAGCCCUGCGUGUACAGAGCUGGAGAUGAACAUCAUGGACUGGUUGGCAAAAAUGCUGGGACUUCCAGAGCACUUCUUGCACCACCACCCCAGCAGCCAGGGCGGAGGCGUCCUGCAGAGCACGGUCAGUGAAUCCACUUUGAUUGCCCUGCUGGCAGCAAGGAAGAACAAAAUCCUGGAAAUGAAAACGUCUGAGCCCGAUGCUGAUGAGUCCUGCCUAAAUGCCCGACUCGUGGCCUAUGCCUCUGACCAGGCUCACUCCUCUGUGGAAAAGGCUGGUUUGAUUUCCCUUGUGAAGAUGAAAUUUCUGCCUGUGGAUGACAACUUCUCACUCCGAGGGGAAGCUCUCCAAAAGGCCAUCGAGGAAGACAAGGAGCGGGGCUUGGUGCCUGUCUUUGUCUGUGCAACACUAGGGACCACUGGGGUCUGUGCAUUUGACUGCCUGUCAGAGCUGGGCCCCAUCUCCAAAGCACAUCAUCCUUGCAGCCCAACACUCAGCUUGGCCAGGUGCGAGACACCUUUCCCCACUUCAUGCCUCCCCUCCGGCCAGCUGAUGUUUGCCUCCUCAGGUGCCCGUGAGGGGCUGUGGCUCCACAUCGAUGCUGCUUAUGCAGGCACUGCCUUCCUGUGCCCUGAGUUCCGGGGGUUUCUGAAGGGGAUUGAGUAUGCCGACUCCUUCACCUUUAAUCCUUCCAAGUGGAUGAUGGUGCAUUUUGACUGUACUGGGUUCUGGGUCAAGGACAAGUACAAGCUGCAGCAGACCUUCAGUGUGAAUCCCAUCUACCUCAGGCAUGCCAACUCAGGCGUGGCCACCGACUUCAUGCACUGGCAGAUCCCCCUGAGCCGACGGUUUCGCUCUAUUAAACUCUGGUUCGUGAUUCGGUCCUUCGGGGUGAAGAAUCUUCAAGCACAUGUCAGACAUGGUACUGAAAUGGCUAAAUAUUUUGAAUCUCUGGUCAGAAAUGACCCUUCCUUUGAAAUUCCUGCCAAGAGGCACCUUGGCCUGGUGGUUUUUCGUCUGAAGGGUCCUAAUUGUCUCACAGAAAAUGUGUUAAAGGAAAUAGCUAAAGCUGGCCGUCUCUUCCUCAUCCCGGCCACUAUCCAGGACAAGUUAAUCAUCCGUUUCACUGUGACAUCCCAGUUUACCACUAGGGAUGACAUCCUGAGAGACUGGAAUCUCAUUCGAGAUGCUGCCACUCUCAUCCUGAGUCAGCACUGUACUUCCCAACCCAGCCCUCGGGUUGGGAACCUCAUCCCCCAAAUCACGGGCGCCACAGCCUGGGCUGGUGGAACGUCCCUUCAGUCUGUCAGUGGGGCAGGAGAGGAUCCAUUCCAGGCCAGGAAGAUCAUCAAGCAGCCUCAGCGUGAGGGAGCCGGUCCCAUUAGAAGGGAAAACGGCCUCCAUCUUGAAACUCUGCUGGACCCAGUUGAUGACUGCUUUUCAGAAGAGGCCCCGGAUGCCACCAAGCACAAGCUGUCCUCCUUCCUGUUCAGUUACUUGUCUGUGCAGACCAAGAAGAAGACGGUGCGCUCCCUCAGUUGCAACAGCGUGCCAGUGAGUGCUCAGAAGCCACUGCCCACAGAGGCCUCUGUGAAGAAUGGGGGCUCCUCCAGGGUCAGAAUCUUUUCCAGGUUUCCAGAAGAGAUGAUGAUGCUGAAGAAAAGUGCCUUCAAAAAACUCAUCAAAUUCUACAGCGUCCCCAGCUUUCCUGAAUGCAGCUCUCAAUGUGGGCUCCAGCUGCCCUGCUGCCCUCUGCAGGCCAUGGUUUAGACCCAGGGUCUUCAGCCAGAGUCUGAGGAUAUACUUCAUGGACUCUGUGAACCCCUCACAAUUGUAUGCCAACUUUGUGUGCUUAUGUGUACUUGCAUUUUUCUUGGGGCGAGUUCAUAAUUUUAAUCAAAUUCUCAUAGGGGUUCAUGACCCACAAUAGGAUACAAACGAAGAGUUUAAGCCAGCAUGAUCCAGGCGGGUUCAGCAGCCUGGUCAGCGAGAAAAGGCUGAGGGUAGACAGGCAGCUUCUGUGGUUCAGCUUGUGACAUGAAAUAUAACACAGAAAUAAAUUAUGCUUGUCCCUGAAACAAAACAUAUCCUGUGUCACUUGAUUGGCUGCUGAAACAUUGAUUAAUUAACCAGUCUGGGAGCUUAAAUGCAUGUACUGUUUUUUGAAGCAUCAAUUAUGAGUCAGGCACUGUGGCUCAUGGUUCAUAAAUGAGGAAACCAACGUUUAGGUCACACAGCUUUAAAUAGGCAAACCCAGGUCUCCUGGCUUCCAGUGAAGCCCAGGCUGUUUCCACCAUGCAGUACUGCUCAAGGUUGGACCUGAACAGGAGCUCACAGCCCAGCAGGCCACUCUGGUCCUCCAGUACAUUUAAAUGUUUCCUUUCUAGGUUUGGAACUUGUACAUUUUCCCCUUUUUUUCCUGGACCCUGUAGUCAAAUAAAAGCUAUGCUCACAAGUGGCUUGCCCA
Symphalangus syndactylus (siamang) is the source of this 3093-nucleotide messenger RNA. It is a transcript of the gene HDC, whose product is annotated as histidine decarboxylase. Gene Ontology annotation, molecular function: histidine decarboxylase activity; pyridoxal phosphate binding. NCBI's taxonomy places the organism in Eukaryota, Metazoa, Chordata, Mammalia, Primates, Hylobatidae. The record is from RefSeq and is a predicted model, not a curated record. Gene Ontology annotation, biological process: L-histidine catabolic process; histamine biosynthetic process. Gene Ontology annotation, cellular component: cytoplasm.